AUGGCAGAAGGUGGCAUUUCAGAGAAGAUCACUUGGCCUACAGAAUGCCCCUUUGCUGAAGUGGGGUGCACUGUUUGCCUGUUCAAUUGUCAGGAGUAUAAUCAUCACUUAGCUCUCAACAUUGAGCAACACCUUCAAUUGGUGAUGGACUUACAUAAAGAGAGUGAGGUCAUCUCUCCACUGCAGAAACUCAAUACUAUAAGAUCUGAGAUAGAGUACCUUGAAGGGACACUGGAGAGCUUGGGAGUGAGGGAGCUCCCUGCUCUGGAAUGCAUAAAGACGCAAAUGAAACAGCCGAGUGUAGAAAUUUCCAGUCUAGGCGACAAGAUCGCCUUCAGGAUGUCUGGAUUCAUAAAGCUCAAGGAGUUAUCACAGAAAUGGUGCAGUCCUCUGCUUACUCUCCGUGGGAAGCACCAACUUCGUUUGAUUGUCUGUCCCACUGGCACUGGUGCUGGUUAUGGGACCCAUCUCUCGGUGACUCUUGUGUCUCCGCUAGUAGGUGAGGGACUCGAAUGGCCAAUAGUACUGCCACGACAUCUCGGUGUAAAAGUGGAGCUAUUGGUGGAGACAGACGGUAGUGUAUCAGUCAAUGAAGACUCCUCUGGAUCUGAGAGUAGCUACACAAUGGGCGAGUCUCGUACACACACCUUCACUUGGCGACCAAGAGUGCCUAAAAUAUCAUCAAGUCGACAGUUGUCUAAUUCCCAGCUACGCGAGAAAGAGAAACGAGCGGAUGAUAGAGAAAUACAACGUCGAGUAUCAAGGAUUCUGCCCCCCUGGUGCCAACCACCCCCCACAGUGGAAGCAGCAGAACCAAAUCCACCUAAACCACUUCAGAGUAAUGAACCUGAUGUGGUGACAACUUAUCCACAAAAGAAGAAGUUGAGAAGGGAAGGAUUAAGUGAAGAUAUGAAACUAGAUAAGGAUGGAGUUACUCUGUUCUCAGAUGAAAUGUUUGCCACACAAGAGGAAAUUGAAGAUGUCAUUAGAGAGUUUAAUUCCCUUGUAUUUCAGAUAAGUAUUUGUUUAAUGCCAAUUACCCACAAGACAGACAAUUAGCUAUACAUACAUGUUGUCAUUUUUUUAUACACAAUAGUUAAUCUGAACAUUGUAA
Molecule: messenger RNA, 1114 nt
Organism: Halichondria panicea
Lineage: Eukaryota; Metazoa; Porifera; Demospongiae; Suberitida; Halichondriidae
Exons: 1
Coding region: 1-1059 (352 amino acids)
Source: RefSeq, a predicted model, not a curated record